AGUCAUGCAAUUAUGCCAAGUGGCGUGAUCUGACGACAAGUGUGGAUUUAGGAAAUGCCAGCUGCAACAAAAUGGCGCGAAGCUUUUAAGGAGAUCUAUGGUAAAACACCUACAAAGAGUGAUUACCAAGUGGCUCCAAAAGUCGUAAAAGAGGAGUACUUCGCUGAACAUCCUCCCACGCCUAAUCGUGAAGAGCAAGCUGUUACCCACGUAAAAAGUGGAGUGCGACUAAAAAGGCCAGCAGACGAUGACAGCCCAUUAAAACAGAGACCGACGAAGGCGCGUCGGCUUUACAGAGACCAGACACCUGGACUUCGCACUAGCCCUAGAAAAAGCGUGCAGGCUAGAAAUAAUCGCGAGCUCUCACUGCCAACUUCUCCUUCGACUACGUCACGAACUCCCAGAGGUCGAGCAUUAGCGGCACUCAGGGAGAUCCAGUCGACAUCUCUACAGUCACCUUCGCAACCGAAAUUUGCCUCCCCUAUCAAAAGAUUGCAGGUAUCGUCUGGAUUUUCGAGUCUGUUCGACACACCAGAAAAAGGAAAGCCUGCAAUCUGGGGUGAACCCAGCCCUCAAAAAGCACUCAAUCCACCAAGCACGCCCAUACGCUCACCAAGGAAGCCACUUAUGCAUAAGGAGGUUUUGGUGAAUAAUGCGGAGUGUCUGCUAUUACCAACGCCUGAAAAACGGAGCAAGCCUGAGGAAAUGAAGCCGUUCGAACCCGAGAUAGUGGCUUUGAAGAAGACUUUGGCCGGAGUCCACAAAAAGGAUACUGCAACAGCUUUCGAUCCAACAACUGGGAAAGUUGUAAAAAGAGCAUUCAAGAGGUCCGCUCCGAAUGCUGGUAUGAAGAGGAAAAAGGAGGAAAAGGGAAACUUUGUACGUAUCAAUAUGAAGAAAAAAUCCUUUGCGAAAGGUAAAGUAUCAGCUGAGCAGAAACGGAAAAUGCGGCGGAAGCAGAACUGGAAGAAGCGUUUUGGAGGUGGACGUGGGUAGAUUAGAUUUUUAGACAGUAUGCAUGCGCCAUAUUUGUAGGUUUCAUUAUAAGGUAUU
Cylicocyclus nassatus is the source of this 1053-nucleotide messenger RNA. Lineage: Eukaryota; Metazoa; Nematoda; Chromadorea; Rhabditida; Strongylidae. The record is from the annotation of a GenBank genome assembly.